Molecule: messenger RNA, 2350 nt
Organism: Argiope bruennichi
Lineage: Eukaryota; Metazoa; Arthropoda; Arachnida; Araneae; Araneidae
Product: nose resistant to fluoxetine protein 6-like
Exons: 15
Coding region: 139-2292 (717 amino acids)
Molecular function (GO): acyltransferase activity, transferring groups other than amino-acyl groups
Source: RefSeq, a predicted model, not a curated record
UUUAGAUUUAUGGGAUGCAACGUUGGCUUAUCAUUUUUUCGUAGCUUUAAUAGCUUUUAAAUAAUAGUAAUAAUAAAUUACUUUGCAUGUUUAUGAAGAUGAUGACAUAUAUCUAAACAUCUAUUUGAAUUCAGAAAAAUGAAUUUGAAUAUUCGGAAAAUAGUUGCUUUACUUUUCUUUAUUGUUUAUAAUGUUUUUCCUGCUGACUGUCAAGAAGUUGAAUCCGAUUUCGGUCAUAAUUAUGAUUUCCGUAAAUUAAUUGAGAAGGCGGUGGAAUUUAAUAAUAUAUCUGAAAGCUUAAAAUUGUUUUCCAAAGAAGAUUUAGAAAUUAUACAUGGCAUCGAAAAAGUGCUUCCGAAUUCGAUCCAGCCAAUGUUGCUAAAUUUGCUGUCCCAUUCGGCUUCAGACAAAUGUAAUCGAGAUUUGGAAUAUAUGCAAGAAAGUUACACCACUCCUUGGGGAAUGAAAAUGCUGGACUCGUAUGGAAAGCCUGGAAGUGGAAUUUUGCAAGGGAAUGUGAGAUGGCUCGGAGACUACGACGAAUGUCUCGAUAUUCGAGCUCCUCCUAAAGAAAAUACCGAUGUAGGGAACUUUCGGGGGAAGUAUUGCAGUCUUCAAAUUCCCUUGAAAUUGGGAGCUUUGUCCCUUCCUGUAUCUAUGGCUGUGUGUCUGCCUGAUUCGUGCAGUCCAAAUGGAACAGUACUACUUCGAGAUGCUAAUAUGGAUGGCAUACUAUCAGGUUUUGACCAAAGAAUUGGACCAUUUCUCUCAGAUGCAACACUGUCUUGUAAAGCUACGUCAAAAAAAUGGACUGCAGGCGCCAUUAUUACAAUAUUUCUUCUAUCUAUAUUUGUUCUCCUGGCUUUGAUCGGAAGCUCCAUUACUUCAUUUGAAUAUUUUAUUGGCGCAGAAACUACAUCUCAAGAUGAUAAGGUAGAAGUGAUCUCAGGGAAGAAAAUAGCGUCGCCUGACUGGUUAGAAAAAAUUAAACCAUUUUUCAACUGUUUUUGUAUUUUCACCAAUGGUGAAAAGAUACUGGAUACCUCCGGAGCUGAAGGUCAGCUUCCUUGCCUUCACGGCUUUCGUUUCUUGAGUAUGUCUUGGGUCAUUCUGUGCCAUGGCUAUGGCGUUGCGGCUUCUUUCUCAAAUAAUGGCCUUCAAGCUGUCAGCAUUAUUGAUCAUUGGACAUUUCAAGUAGUACUCAACGGUUACUAUUCUGUCGAUGCCUUUUUUGUGCUUAGCGGUUUCUUAGUUGCCUACGUAUAUUUCAAACAAGCUGAUAAAACUGAUGGUAAAAUCCCAUGGGUUUAUUUCUACGUUCAUCGUUAUAUAAGACUGACUCCAGUGUAUAUGUUGGUAAUGGCAUUCUUCGCAGCCGUCAGCCCAUAUUUGGGCUCUGGUCCCAUGUGGCCUGAUUACACCGUUGUUAAAGCUUGCAAAGAUAACUGGUGGUGGAAUGUGCUUUAUAUCAACAAUUUCUUAUCCAUGAAUACAGAGGAGUGUAUGAACUGGGGUUGGUACUUGGCUAAUGAUAUGCAAUUUUAUGUCAUCUGUCCUUUGUUUCUAAUUACUUUGUGGAGAUGGCCAAAAAUUGGAUAUUCGAUAUUAGGAGCAUUCUUUUGCAUGACAUUUAUUGCAAAUUUUGCUAUUACGUAUGUAAACGAAUUAGUCGUAACUUCCGGCAAUAUUUUGGGACAGCCCGAACAGCAGAAGUAUAAUAAACAAAUGGAUAAUUUCUUUGACAUGAUUUAUAUUAAACCUUAUACAAGAAUAGGAUCGUAUUUGGUUGGACUCGGGUUGGCGUACUAUUUGUACAAGAGAAAACAGAAUGAUUCGGGAAAGCUGAAUUUGAAAACUGUAUCAAUUGGCUGGAUAGUUGCAUCGACCAUAGCACUGACUUGCCAGUUUGGUCUUUACCAUAAGCCAGUUUUAUCACUCGUGGCAGCCUGUUUCUAUAAUGCUCUGAGUCGAAUAGCCUAUUCUCUAGCAUUAGCGUGGGUUAUUUUUAUAUGUGUCACAGGACAAGGAGGUUUUGUGAAUGCUUUUCUUUCCUGGAAAGCAUGGAUUCCUCUGAGCCGCCUUACGUAUUGUGCUUAUCUUGUUCAUGCUCUCGUUCAGACCUCUUAUGCUUUUUCAUUGAGGACAAUGUUAACUUUUAGUCACGUUAAUGUGGUCAUGAUGUUCCUUGGCUUUCUUGUCGUUACCUAUGUGGCCGCUUUGAUGACAUCUUUGUUGUUUGAAUCGCCUGUGAUAAGAUUAGAAAGACUCAUAAGAAAUAAAUUUGCAUCAUGAGAAAAAUAUUAAAUAUCAACUUUGUAAAAACGAACAAAUGAACGUUUCGUUUUUAUAA